GAGAAUUCCAACAUUAUCAGUUCCAGGUGGAAUGUUGGGGUGUUCUCCAGGGUUUGUUGUGGCUGUGGGAUCCAUGGUUACUGGCCAGAGCCCUGUGGUGACUGCAGUGCCAUGGAGAAGCUGUGAUCCUCUGUGGAGCUGAACUCUGGACUGAACUUUGGGAAGCUGCGCAAGGUGGUGAUGAGUCCACAACUGGCUUUCCAUAGUCUCCAGUGGGAAACACUGGUUUGUCCACCUCUCAUCGGCUUAUUGGUGGGUCUCAUUGUUUUAUUUAGACUUGUUCAAUCUAUUAGAAGCCACCUUUAUGUAAGGCGUGACAAGCAGCUCGGAGAAACACUGGCUGCACAAAUUAAGAAGAAAUGCCAACUCAUUGACAAGCUUAGUGCUUCUAAAAAGGAGUAUGCAGAGACUGAAGCAUCUUUAGAGAAUGCCCAGCUCGCGAAUAAGUCUUUAAAUAUACCCAGCCUUAUAGACAAUUACAAAAAGGUGAAGAGGUUCAACUUAGUGCUGAUGGAGGAAUUGACGUAUCUGGUUCAAGAAACAAAAAAGGAGAAAUCCAAACGCUCUAAACAAGAAGAGGCAAUGAAGACGAUAUUAAAAAUGCUGCAAUCCCUAGAAGAGAACAUGAGAAUCACCCUGCCACAAGGAACUUUUCCACACCUGCCAGGAGGCCAGCAGCCAAGCCCCGCUGGUCUCUUCCCCAGGAGUGGUCCUGGAUCUUAAAGCAGAAAUGCUCCCUCCCCUCCACUCAGGUCUUCAGAGCUGCCAGGCUGCAUUCGCCCACCCGCACUCCAUCUGAGGGUGGUUGAAACAAUGGAUCCAGAGAGCCCCUGCCUGGGCUGCAGUUCCUCCACCUUCACAGCCUGGACAUGGCAGUCACCUUUAUCCUGGGCAAUUCCUCCAAAUCUAUUGAACUUCCUCAAACACACCAAGAAAUGUGGGGGUUUCUUAAUCUUUACAGAAAGUUUGGAUUUUCUCUCAUGAGCAGUGGAAAAAAUGCU
This is a messenger RNA of Lemur catta (Ring-tailed lemur), 1001 nucleotides long. RefSeq names its product cTAGE family member 4-like. The coding region runs from base 181 to 723 and encodes 180 amino acids. Lineage: Eukaryota; Metazoa; Chordata; Mammalia; Primates; Lemuridae. Gene Ontology annotation, biological process: vesicle cargo loading; endoplasmic reticulum to Golgi vesicle-mediated transport; protein secretion. Gene Ontology annotation, cellular component: endoplasmic reticulum exit site; endoplasmic reticulum membrane. The transcript is spliced from 2 exons. The record is from RefSeq and is a predicted model, not a curated record.